Molecule: messenger RNA, 2195 nt
Organism: Arachis duranensis
Lineage: Eukaryota; Viridiplantae; Streptophyta; Magnoliopsida; Fabales; Fabaceae
Product: transcription factor TCP2
Exons: 5
Coding region: 543-1928 (461 amino acids)
Biological process (GO): regulation of secondary shoot formation
Cellular component (GO): nucleus
Molecular function (GO): DNA-binding transcription factor activity; sequence-specific DNA binding
Source: RefSeq, a predicted model, not a curated record
UGGGUAAUAGUGUAAAUAAAGGAGAAAGCAGGGAGAAAUGUGAAGGAUUGAGUGCAUAGCAUAAUAAACUGUGGAAGCAUAGCGUUGUGUCUGGCCUUUCCUGAUAAGCCCGGUCAUUGUUCGAAUGGGGAACAUCACCUUCACCUUCACCCACAACUACAACCACCCUUCUCCUUCUUCUUCUUCUUCUUCUUCUUCUUCAAGCUCUUUGAACAAACAACUACUUCAUCUUUGUUACUCUUGUUUUUGUUAAACGAGCUCAGGUAGACAGAUCUGUGAGCUGUGGGAGGAAAGGAAAGCGCUUGAAUUGUGAAACUGAAAAGCAUCGAUCAAGAUAGCGGGUUUAUCUUGUUUCUUUUUGUGUCCUUGGUUGAGAGUUUAACACCUGUCACGGAAGCCCACCCAACAUUGUUCAAAGGAGAAAGAAGAGCAAGCUACAAGUACAGGAAGAAGGAGAAGGUAAAAGGGAGGGGUGUGGCUGAGAUCGAAGACGCUUAAAAACAAAGCAGAAAGAGUUAGAUUGAAGGUAUGAUUGUUGUGGCAUGGAGGAGGAGGAUGAGAUCCAACCACAGGCGUGUAAGUUCCCCAGGCUCGCUAAUGGCAGGACCGACCCCACCAACAACGCCAAGAUAGGAGCAGCCUGGCACCAUUCCUCCAGGAUCAUAAGGGUUUCUAGAGCUUCCGGCGGCAAAGAUCGCCAUAGCAAGGUAAUGACCUCUAAGGGCCUCAGAGACAGAAGGGUCAGGCUCUCCGUCACCACCGCCAUUCAGUUUUACGACCUCCAAGACCGAUUGGGCUAUGACCAGCCCAGCAAGGCCGUGGAGUGGCUCAUCAAGUCUGCUCAAGACGCCAUUGCCGAGCUUCCAUCCUUGAACACCACCUUCCCUGAAACCCCGAAGCAACCGAGCGACGAGAAGAGGGGCGGUGCAGGCGCCGACGAUGCGGACAUAGAGAUAGAGGAGCAGCAGAAGCAGAAGCAGAACAGCCAGAAUAUGUCACUUUCGAAGUCGGCUUGUAGCAGCACCUCAGAGACGAGCAAGGGGUCCGGGUUGUCCCUGUCUCGGUCGGAUAUCCGCGUGAAAGCGAGGGAGAGGGCAAGGGAGAGAGCGGCCAAGGAGAAGAAGAAAGACAAGUGCAACAACAAUAACAACAAUCAGCAUCAGAAUAGCCUUCUUCAUCAUCAGCAACAUCAGCAGCAGCAGCAUCACAACAUGAACCCAAUUUCUCCUUCGUUUACUGAGCUGCUCACAGGUGGCAUCACCACUGCGGUUCCAACAACAACUAGUCCUACUUCUGAUGAGCCUGCUGCUGCUCUCUUCCACAAAGCGGCAAGGCAACAACAACAGCAGCAGCAGCAGCAGCAGCAAUGGGGUUCAGCACCCAUGGAUUACUUCAACCAGGUUCUCGUAGGCCCCUCUUCAUCUUCAAGAACCCACCAACACCAACACCAGAUCCAUACCCUAGCUGAGGCCAUAUCCUUUAAUAAUGAUCAGCAGCAGCAGCAGCAGCACCACUACUCCUUCAUCCCUGAUCAGUUCAUGCCAGCUGUGGUUACAUCCUCUCACUCCCAUAACCAUCAUCACAGUGCUGGCGACACUGAUUACAACCUCAACUUCACCAUUUCUCCGGCUUCUGUAUCUGCUGCUUCUGCCUCUGGCCUUGCUGCUUACAACAACAAUAGGGGGACCCUUCAGUCCAAUUCUCCGUCACAUUUCUUGCCUCACCUCCAGAGGUUCUCGCUGCCUAUGGACGGAUCCACUGUUCCUUUCUUCAUUGGAGCUGCCGCACCCACCGCUGCUCCGCCUCCUGCCAUCGACAACCACCAACACCAUCAGUUCUCAUCACCCGCAUUUGAUGGCCGCUUGCACCUCUACUACGGCGAUGGAACCCGCCAUUCCGACCACAAGGGCAAAUCCAAGAACUCAUGACCUUCCGGCCACUACCCUGGACUCGGAAGGUCGAGUACGAGGAGCAAGGCGUGCGUGGCUCAGAGCCUGGCUUCACCAAAAUGGAUGAUGAUGAAUUGAUGAUGAUACAAUGUUGGCAUCAUCAUGUGUUGGGGUUUCUUGUGUUGGAUCAUUUUGAAGUCAUUCAAUUACAUUCAGUAUUCGGAUAUAAUAUAUAUAUAAAUUGGUCUAUGUGUGUAACAUCAUUGUGUGUUUUAAGAAACUUGUUGACUGGAGUUAUUCUUUUGC